Messenger RNA from Rattus norvegicus (Norway rat), 4545 nucleotides. RefSeq names its product ribosomal RNA processing 7 homolog A (gene Rrp7a). The coding region runs from base 47 to 889 and encodes 280 amino acids. NCBI's taxonomy places the organism in Eukaryota, Metazoa, Chordata, Mammalia, Rodentia, Muridae. The record is from RefSeq and is marked provisional. Gene Ontology annotation, molecular function: nucleic acid binding. The transcript has 7 exons. Gene Ontology annotation, cellular component: small-subunit processome; centrosome; cilium. Gene Ontology annotation, biological process: ribosome biogenesis; rRNA processing; cilium disassembly.
GACGGAACUACAGCUCCCAGCGAUCUCUGCGCUCCCAGUCGGCAAGAUGGUGUCACGCAGGAAGAAACAGAAGGCUGGCGGCCACGAGGGGAGCGUACCGAGCCCACCAGGGUAUUCAGCUGUUCCAGUCAAGUUCUCAGAAAAGCAGCAGGCUUCUCAUUACCUCUACAUGAGACAGCACAGAGUUCGCCAAGGCACCCAGUCCACGUGGCCUGCCAAUCGGACCCUUUUUAUCCUCAAUGUGCCCCCAUACUGCACACAGGAGAGCCUGUCUCGAUGCCUGUCCUCAUGUGGCACCAUCAAGACAGUAGAACUGCAGGAGAAGCCUGACCUUGCCGAGAGCCCCAAGGAGCCGAAGUCACAGUUUUUUCAUCCCAAGCCGGUGCCGGGCUUUCAGGUAGCUUAUGUGGUGUUCCAGAAGCCAGGUGGAGUGUCAGCUGCUUUGAACCUGAAGGGCCCAUUGCUGGUUUCUACAGAGAGUCACCCUGUGAAGAACGGGAUUCACAAGUGGAUCAGUGACUAUGAAGAUUCCGUGCUGGACCCUGAGGCCCUGAGGCUCGAAGUAGACACAUUCAUGGAGGCCUAUGACAAGAAGAUAGCUGAGGAGGAGACUAAGGCCAAGGAGGAGGAGGGGGUCCCUGAUGAGGAGGGCUGGGUGAAGGUCACCCGCCGGGGCCGCAGGCCUGUGCUCCCUCGGACAGAAGCAGCCAGCCUGCGAGUUCUCGAGAAGGAGAGACGGAAGCGCGCCCGAAAGGAGCUGCUCAGCUUCUACGCCUGGCAGCACCGCGAGACCAAGAUGGAGCAUUUAGCACAGCUGCGAAAGAAGUUCGAGGAAGACAAGCAGAGGAUUGAACUGAUGCGUGCCCAGCGCAAAUUCCGGCCCUACUGAGCUGUUCUGGCCAUGGCCACUGGAGAGCAGGCUUCACGAACAGAAAGACCAGCAGGCCUGGUCCCCCAGGGACCAUGUUCUGGGAAGAAGAUACCAGACCAGGGAGUAGCUGUUUCCCACAGUCCUAUCUCUGCACCCACACAGGCUAGAGGUGAAGGGCAGGGCUGCUCGGAGGAGGAUUUGCCCUUCACAGAGCUGCCUCUGCCCUCUCCUGCCUGUAAAACACUCCCGGGACCAUGCUUGCCCUCCAUGAAGCCCCUGCUGGCAUCAGCCACUUGGAACACGGUGAAGGUGGGAGAUGAUUUUAUUUCCACACAGCUGGUAAGGGGCUCCAGAAGCCUCUGAGCCCAGAGGACCAGCCCUCAGCCCUGCUUCCUUAACACCAGCUCACCAAGCUUACCCAACACCCCAGUCCCCUUCUCAAAAUCACAGAUAAGACCGGCAUCCUUCCCCUACCCCUAGCUCUGCUGUAGAAUUCUCUGCUGCCUCUCCUGGUCUUCAAGCCCCAUGAGACUCAUGCCCACCCCCACCGAUUUUGUGGGAUGAGAGCGCUUAUGAUGUGGAGGCAGCUGGGAAGUGUGAACAAGAUUCCAGAGCUACAGCCUGGAAGGGGUUGUCCUCGGUGGGCCCUGUAGGAAGGAGCGGAUGAUGUCAGCCACGAUCUGGGGCUUGUUCAUGUGGAUGUAGUGAUUGCCUGGGAUUUCCACAAACUGGAACCGCUGGAGAAAGGGAACAGGUGGUGAGACACUGCCCCACUGCCCCCAGGUGUGUCAGAGGCAACCUCUGACUGGCCCUUGUCUAGUCAUAGUACCCUGGGGACUCAGAGGCUGUCAAAGGGACAUAGGCAUCUGAGCUAUGAAGCUACUGUAUAUAUUAAACCAGGGCAGCGAUAGUCGGGGUCACUGCCCUCAAAGAAAGGCUACUGCAGGAGCUUGCCCAAUAGGAGAGCCCUCUCCCACCCCCACUUUGUGAUAGCAUCAAACUGUGUAGAGAUCUGGGCCUAGAUUCUAGGUUCUAAGUGGUAAAGACCACGAAGGGCCAGGACCCACACAGGCCUCCCCUACUCUGUAGCCAUAACACUUGUCAGUGCACGUCCCGGGAGCAGUAGAGGAGGUGCACCUCAGAAUUAAGCCAGGCCCAGGGUUAGGUGGAGACAAUAAACAGAAUCCUGCCACCAAAAGCUGUCUCUCCAGAUGUGACUCCAUGUUCCAUGUGUCUGGGGACUAGCCACAGAGGGAUACGACCUGCCGGCUACUUGGAUCUGGAAUGUGCCAACCCAGGAGAUCCAAAGGAAUUGAGGGGCUGUAUGAAGUGGGGUUCAGAGCAGAUACAUCCCCAACCCAUCAGCUUCCUGGCCACACAGCUUACCUCCUUUAGGGUGGAUCGUAGAAUGUCCAGCAUGAGGAGGAAGGACGCCUUAUUCAAAUCGUUCUCCCGUCUCACGUCGUAGUACCCGUCCAGUGCUCUGGGCAGCGAGAAGUUGGGAUGCCCCCUAGCUCUGUGUCUUGAUAGCCCCUCUGCCUUGCCUGGGUCUCAGGCCCUGAAGAGGCCAAGCCUAGGCCGCCCCCUAGAUUUCCUUCAGCUGUACCCUUUUGAGCCUAGUCAUCCGGUACCAGCUUUCUCUUAGCGCUGGUAGCAGGCUAGCCCAAACUGAAUGGCUGCUGAAGGUGGCUCGCAGUGCUAUGGAAGGGCCGGGUUCUGCUGGGCUGGGAUCUCAAGGCCAGGCUUUCAUUUAAAACAAAGCCUAUUGAGAUGGAAUGAAUUUGUACAACCACCCCGAAACCCCACCCCACCCCCGUUAAAGGACGCUAUCUACAGCCUACCCAGAUUUGCCCAGCCUUGCCAUGCUCGCCCCAGUCCUGAGUUACAGAUGUGAGCCAUCAUGCCCAGCCAGUUCCAUGGUUUUGAGUUCAGAAAUUUCAGCAAAUGCUUUGAUGUAUGAAAGCAUUAACAUGUCCUCAGACUUCACAAUGAGUUGAAAGUUCUAAGAAAAGCACUGAGCAUCCUAGCACAGCCACUGGUGAGCAUCAGAUUCUGCCCAGAUUUCCUGGCUGCGGCUGCGGUGCCAAGCACCGUGGAAAGAACUAGUUAGACCACCUAUGCUGCCAGCCCAGGAAGAGUUCCUGGAUGUGUAGACAGUCCUGCCGUGACCCACUGGUCAUUGCGGUUAAUUUGGCCAGUCUGGCUAGGGGUGUGCCCCCUCCUCGUCACUCCUUAGGCGGUGCAGAGGACAGUCCUUCCCAAGAGAGUAGGCCUUAUUAACGGGCUCCCAGGAUUGCCCGUGCAGUUCUACAAAGCACAUCCUGCUCUCUCUCAGCAUGAGGACACGGAAUUGGUCACCACAAGAUAGGGGUCCCCAGAGACCAGCUGAGUCAUGGUGCCAUCCUUACCCUGUCCCCUACUCCCAGGCACCUGCUGAUAAAGAUGUUUCCGGGAAAGGCUGACUGAGCAGCGGUGCCACACUGGGAGAACUGGACACUGUGCCAGGCUCCUCCCUAGAGCUUCCUGGUGUCUGGGUCUGUCAGGGGUGCUGGGUCUAGACUCACUUGAUUAUUAACACGCUGGCCUGCAGCCUCCUCAAAGAGUGCAUAGUCAGCUCCUUGCCCAUGAAGUCAAAGCUGUACUGUGGCUGCAGGGACAAAACCAGGGUGACUCUUGCCAUGAAGCCCUGUGAGCUCCCACAGGCAGGGUAACUAGGCCAGCUGGGCCACCGGUCCCAGGAGGCCAAUGUCCACCAAUUCAUUACUCAAAGCCUCUUGUUUUCCAUCCACCAAAGUCCCGCCCACCCCAACCCCCGAGCCAUUCUUCCCUCUUGUUGGGAUCAUAGCCACCCAGCCAGAGUCCACUCACAGAACCCCUUACAGUGGGUGUGGCUGUUGGUGGAGGCAGAGAAGCAAUGGAGGUUACUUCAGGACUCUUUCAGGGCUGUGGAGUCCCCUGCAGACCCUUCCCAGAGCACAGUCCAGCUUCCAGCUCUGGGCUCUGCGCCAAGUGGAGCCCGUCCCUUUGAGACCACUUCCACAUCACACUAUGUUCUGGACCACAUCGCAGUGAGUCCACCAGACCUGUGUCUCCACCUAGCUCUGCCUGCUCUGUCCUUGCUGUUUAGCAUGUAGUGGCCAACAUAGAGGCCUCCAGUCCCAUGCAGCUACAGACGGGUACUGUAGGUGUGAUGUGUAUGCUAGAAUCAGGAGACUUUGUAGGGGAAAUUAUGUAGUAAGUAAAAUACAAGAUGUAGUUAUAGUGGACUGAGGAUGUAGGUCAGUGGUAGAUAGCACUGGGUCCUAGUAUCUGAUACCCAGUCUCAAAAUUCACUCCUGGGCUGGAGAGAUGGCUCAGCGAUUAAAAGCACUGACUGCUCUUCCAGAGGUCCUAAGUUGAAUUCCCAGCAAGCACAUAAUGGCUCACAACCAUCUGUAGUGGGAUCUGAUGCCCUCUUCUGGUGUCUGAAGACAGCAACUGGGUACUCCUAUACAUACAUAUAAUAAAAUCUUUAAAAAGAACAAAAAGAAAAAAAAACAAAGUAAACCCAACAACAACAAGAAAAACAACAGGGCAUGUGUGUGACAGUCCCAUAAUCUCAGCUGUCAAGAGGCAGGAAUAGGUAGACAGUUGGAGUUUGAUGGCCAGCCAGCUUAACCCAUUGGAAAAGUUCC